ACUCCCUCCAUUCUCGAUGCCCGCCUGCGCCUGCACUGACUCGCUGUACUACCAAAUACCAUCUCAUUUGAACACAUCCUCCAGCCAGCUCGCCAACUUCAACAGCCUCAAAUCCACCACAACGCGCCCAAACAAUUCAAUCUGAGGCGAUCAUCCAUCUCCAGUUACUCUUAACUGUGUUUCCUCCAAUUUUCAGCAAUUAAUUCGAUGACUUUCAACCGCUGCUGUGACUGAUGCAAUGCACGUCGAGCAGUUGCGCUCGAAAAAGUCUGAAGCACAAAGAUGUUUGUGGUCGAGGAAGCGGAAGUUGUCUGAACUUUUCUCUGUCGCCGCGUACCCUCUACUGCCCGAGGACCCGGCGUACAAUCAAAAGUUACAGGCUUUCCAAGAUGCAAACGACUUAGAAAGUGGUCGACUCUUCGAUGAAGCGACGCUCCCUCCGAAAACCCAUAUAACCCUUCGAUCACGACAAUCUAAACUUUCUCCUCCUGUCACAACCAUACUCUCGAUCGGGAGUCCUCUCUCACAAACUGCCGGUCAUUCUAAGAGCAAAGUCUCGUCACCAUCACCUCUCAAAGAUGCGCCUAAGGCUGCUUCUUCAGAAACAGCCACACCCUUGCGCGACGAGGCCGAUGAUGGUGGACAUAUUGCAACACGACAAGUAGCAGAUGGUGACGAAAGCCCUGACAGAUCAGAGCAACAUGUGUUCUCGGCAGCCCAGGGAGACGACGCGCCUAGCUUAGGCGUAAACGUUGCCGUCGUCAAUGGAGCGUCGAAGUCGUCCACGCCGAUGCCUAGUCCAAAACCACCAGAAGAAGGUCCUCAAAAAUCUAUUACGGAGGCUAGUGAUGCUAUAAGAGAAGGAACUCCUGCUGUCGCGACACUUGAACCUCCCGCUGAACAGCAACCAAGUCGAAGUCCACCAGUCCUUGCGCCUGUGUCUUCGGCCGCCGAACCUCAAUCCUCCCCAGCAUCAACGAAUGGGCCAGAGUCUGCGAUCACGCCUGCCCCAACCGCAGGCUCACCUGGCACGAGCCCUGGCAUGGACCUACACCCCGGUGCAGCCGAGGUACUUCAGCAGCAGAAAGAGACUCGCGAGAUUCGCGCGGAUUCUGAGCGACCACCGCUGAUUGUUGGCGACAAGGAUCAGCAGACAGUAACUCAAUCACCCGUUGCUAAGGCGGACACGAGCCAGGCCGUCCUGGAGAAGGAUAGCGUAUCCAAGAAGCCAAGCGUGCGCGUCGAUACUCAAACUGACAUCGAAUCCUACUUCAAGCCACGACCGAGUACCGAUGUAGUGGAAAGUCCUGCUCAGAUGACUGCUGCUGGUACCCCAAAACGUGGACAUUCAGCUACGCCGUCGGGAAACGAACCACCAAAGCGUGCGACCAGAAUAUCUUCUGGUGUUUUACAGAAAAAAUCCGUAUCGGAAAUCCUGGGUGAAGCCCCCAAAGCAACUACCCCCCAAGGUGAUUCUCCGCAAUCAACGACGCUCCGCGAUUCUUUUGCACUGUCAACUCCGGACGCCCGAAUUGGCGAGCGCCGUGAUAGAGAACGAAGUAGGUUGUCAACGGUAGUCUUCGCUAAGCCACAGAAGACAUCUACUGAUGAUGGACAUCUUGCAUUGGAGCGCCUCAACAACCGCGAAACACAAAAGGCUAGUCCGAAAGAGAGAGAUUAUCUCUAUACGCUAUUCGAGAACAAGGCUCACUCUAUGUCAAGACAGACGUCUAUGACUUACCUUAUUCAAAAUGCUCACAAGACUUUAUCCACAACAGAUCAUCUUGUCGAAUAUGAGCUGUCGGCUGAGUGUAGAAUCUUGAAGCGUCUUUAUCAACUACAAGAGAAACAACGAUGGGCAUUGAGGCAAUAUAAGCGAGCGGAUGAAGCUCCAAGACCGACUUCCCACUGGGACUACUUCCUCGAUCAUAUGAAGUGGAUGCGGACAGACUUCAAGGAGGAGCGAAAAUGGAAACUCGCCGCUGCGAGAAGUCUUGCAGAAAGUUGUGCAGAGUGGGUGGCUAGUUCACCCGAGGAGAGGUUUCGUUUACAAGUGAAAGUCCGGCCACCAAAGAUCUUGAACAAGCCUGAGGAGCCAGAGGAGCUAGAGGAUGUUAACAUGGAAGAUCUUCCUGGUCCUACCGCUUCUUCACAUCCAACACCGGACUUGAUGCCCUCAAAUGAGGAUGACUCCAUCAGUGAUGAUAUCGCAGAUCUUCGGGACCUCCCGAUGACCGUCGCGCCGGCCGCUCUCUUUUCUCUUGGCUCUUCCGAGUUCAAUUUCCCUGUCGACCAUACACCUGCCCUGGACAAGCUGUUGAACGAGCUGCCUCUGUAUGGACCGUCAACUUUCGAGUUUGACUUUGCCCAGUCCAACCUGGCCGAGCGCCUGGACUCAAAAUGGAAGACGGACAUCGUACCUGUUUCGAGGUGGGCCACCGAUAAACUACCAAUCAAAGACUAUCGGCCGCCCAUUAAACGAAGUCGAUAUGAGUAUGAGCUCGAAUUGUCGCCAAGGAAGAAAUCAGCGCCUCUUCCAGCUGAGGAUACCAACGUUGCAUUGUUCAUGCAAGAAAACAAACCCAUAAGGGACAGAAUUCAUCCUGGCCAUUCGUUCCGCCCUCCAAUGGAGCAUCCUAUGCCUCAUCAAGCAUUCUUCGAAACUAGAAGUUCUUCUCAGUGGACCCACGCGGAGGAUGACGAGCUUAGGAAACUUGUUAAGGAUUACUCCUACAAUUGGUCGCUGAUCUCAAGCUGUCUAACUCCUCGGGGUUCAUACACGUCUGGAGCUGAUCGUAGAACACCCUGGGAAUGCUUCGAGAGAUGGAUUGGAUUGGAGGGUCUGCCUGCAGAUAUGUCCAAGACACCCUACUUUAAGACAUACUCUGGUAGGAUUGAGGCUGCUGGUAGACAUGUCGCGGCACAAAUCGAGGAAGCUCAACGAAGAGCUGGAGCGAAUGUACAGAUCCCUGUUAGAAAGAGAACGACUCAACCAGUUCGUGUAGAACGGAAGCGGACCCAGCGACAUCUCGCAAUGCUCGACGCAAUGCGCAAAUUGGCGAAGAAACGCGAAGCCGCGGUUCAGAAACAACAACACCAAGCUGACCUCGCUGCAAUGCGCAAAGUCAACGAUGCAAAUGUUCCCAAGCCAUCGUAUAAAACCCCUGCCGAAUUUUCGCAGCUCAAACAGGAACGGGAAGCGAAGCUGGCAGAGCGACAGGAAAUAUACCGGCAACAGCUGAUUGCUCAUCAACGUGCUACCGCUCAACAACAGCGUGCUCAGAGCUCUCAGCCAAAUAAUAUGCCAAACGGUAUGCCUCCUAGCGCGCCCAACAUGCGUGGGCCUCCUGCAGCUGGCGGCAUGCCUGCAAUGCCAAAUGGAGGUCUGCAGGUGCCUAAUGGUCACCCUCGUCAUCCUAUGCUUGCAAUGCAACAAAACAUGCAGCUGGCUCCUGGUAUGGUAGGACCAAAGCUCACACCACAGAUGCAGGCACAAAUGCAAGCGCAGAUGGCCGCCCGUGGAACAGCGACCUCUCCUCAACAAAUGCGUAUACUUCAGGAAGCGAGCCGUGUCCAGCAAGAACAGCUGAUGCGACAAGCGCAACAGGCACAGAAUGGAGCCUAUUCCUCGCCUAACAACAGUCAGGCUGCCCUAGCGGCUGGCAAAGGUAUCAACAACGCAGCGUAUAUGGCUGCCAUGGGUGGUGCCAACGGUGUAGGGUCUCCUGCCAACAUGAGCCAUGCCUCUGCAUCACCUCGUCCUGCUAGCUCAGGCCAGGCCUUGUCAAGCGGUCACAUUCCUGUCCUUACGCAGAUCGCGAAUAAAAUCCGCGAACAUCACCCGAACCUGUCAGAUGACGAUGUCAAUCGUCUUGCUUCUCAACAAAUCACCCAGUAUCAGCAACAAGCCACCGCUGCUGCGGCCGGGCAGUCGCAAAAACGCCAGCAGCCCCAUAAUCAAGCAGCUUUGAAUGCAGCGAUCGGUGCCGUCAAUGCUGGGAAUCAUGCAUCGAAUGCCGCCGCCGCUGCAGCUGCGGCUGCCCAAUAUGGUCAACCGACAAUGAUGACGCAAGAGCAAAUCCAGCAGUACAAUCAGCGGAUGCGCAUGCAGCAGGCACAACAACACGCAGUUAGAGGCAUGCAGGGCCAAAUGCAACAAGGCAUGAUUCCUAAUGGGAUGAGCAACUCCCCUGUGAUGAACAUGGCUCGGCCCGUCAGUCAACACACGAAUCAGGGACAGAUGAGUCGGAGUGCAACUCCAAGGGACCAACGCAGCGGCAGCCAGAGUAAUGUUAAUGGCAACGUCAAUGGCGGUGGUGCUGGUACGGGGUCUGGCCCGCAAAGCAGUCCACGUCCGGCGCCGGCACAACAAACUUGAGCGGGAAGGUGUGGUUGACGUACGCAUUUACAAGGAGACUGUGCAGACGUUCAUGUACGAAAGUGAACAAGGAAAUGAUUUUGCUGCGUCUUGACACCAACAAGGGUACUUAUAUAGUGUGGACGGGCAAUUUUUAUGCGAGCUGUUUGAGUACAGAAGAGGGAGGGAGCAGCAAGUCCGGCGUAUCAAGUUUCGGAAUGUUUGCACUUCAGUUUGAAAAGGAAAAAGGGCGAGAGAUUUGCAAUGAUAAUUUUACGUUCUUCCCCG
Molecule: messenger RNA, 4645 nt
Organism: Exophiala oligosperma
Lineage: Eukaryota; Fungi; Ascomycota; Eurotiomycetes; Chaetothyriales; Herpotrichiellaceae
Exons: 3
Coding region: 239-4378 (1379 amino acids)
Source: RefSeq, a predicted model, not a curated record